UUUCAGAACACGCUGAUGAGGUCCAACAACAGCCCUUACAACCUGUCAACUUCCAUCUCCGGCUACAGCACGUUUAACGGCACAAUGUCCCCAGGCUCCAUGCACAGCCUGUCGUUUGAAGGCAUCAUGGAGUCGUCUCUGGCCAACUCGCCCAACGUUCCCUCAAAGGAUGCCUUCCAAUACUUGUACAGACCGAGGAACUUUGCUGAAAAGGCGCGAAUUAAUUGCGCGUAAGUUUCAUUUUAAACGUGUUAGUUGUGUCAUUGCUAUAGAAUUUGUUAAACCAAGUUGUAUCAUUGCUAUAGAAUUUGUUAAACCUAGUUGUAUCAUUGCUAUAGAAUUGGUUAAACCUAGUUGUAUAAUUUCUAUAGAAUUUGUUAAACCUAGUUGUAUCAUUGCUAUAGAAUUUGUUAAACCUAGUUGUAUCAUUGCUAUAGAAUUUGUUAAACCUAGUUAUAUCAUUGAUAUAGAAUUUGUUAAACCUAGUUAUAUCAUUGCUAUAGAAUUUGUUAAACCUAGUCAUAUCAUUGCUAUAGAAUUUGUUAAACCUAAUUAUAUCAUUGCUAUAGAAUUUGUUAAACCUACACAAUUUUGGGGAAUAAGAUGGCCCAGACUUUCCAUCACUCUUAUGAUAAUGUAAGUUCUUAAAGUAAGAGUCAUUCUGUGUGCCCGGAGAGUGUGACCAAUGGCUCUAAAAUUCUUGUUACAGAUGGUUAGAUUCCUCAACGUCGCUCAUGGAACAGGGCAUCAGAGAAAACGAUUUCAUUAUGCUCAAGUUUAAAUUCUACAACUACUACGACCUCAACCCUAAGGUAAGUGAAAUCCUGCUA
Messenger RNA from Lymnaea stagnalis (great pond snail), 830 nucleotides. The record is from the annotation of a GenBank genome assembly. Lineage: Eukaryota; Metazoa; Mollusca; Gastropoda; Lymnaeidae.